UUUAGCACAAGUCAAAAUGCCCCUUCCCUGGGAGGCCCUCAUUCCUUUCGGACUGCUCACGACCAUGUUCGCCGCGGCGGGCACGCUCUUGAAUACGUCCAAGAUGGCCCAGAACCAGGGCAAGCGCCCCCGGCAUAACCUCGACGCUUGGGAUGAUAUGAUGAUGGACCGCGACCGCCGACUGACGGGGCAUAUUCGUGGGCAGAAAUCCGACACAACACCUCCACCAGGAUUCGAGACGAGUAGCAAGUGGUACACGGAGAGUGUGGAGUAGAAGGAUACUGCUGGUGUCUAGAGGAUGUUGUCGUACUCACACAUAAUGCGUGCUUCACGCGACGCGAGGAUUACCUUGCGGUAUAGAGUCGCUAGAACUCGCAUACGUCCAAGACUUGGAAUAGAGCGCAAUGUAAUUUCAGCUGCGUCGCGAAACC
Messenger RNA from Coniophora puteana RWD-64-598 SS2, 431 nucleotides. Its product is annotated as small secreted protein. The transcript is spliced from 4 exons. The record is from RefSeq and is a predicted model, not a curated record. Lineage: Eukaryota; Fungi; Basidiomycota; Agaricomycetes; Boletales; Coniophoraceae. The coding region runs from base 17 to 274 and encodes 85 amino acids.